AUGUACUUGUACAAAUGUCAGCAUGGAAAGCAAAAGUACACAAGUAAGGAUCUAUUCAAGCGAGGUCGCGUGAUUUCUAUGAGCGAUGUACAAAAUAGCUGCCGCGGUUUGAAAUGGAUAAACAAGAAGAAACAGUGCGCCGAUAUACAACUGCGUACUAAUUUGGUUUUGACCGCCAAAGAUGAUCUUCUUCCGCUGAACACGCUUCAGAAAGCCGUCCCGUUUUUCCGCUGA
Opisthorchis viverrini is the source of this 234-nucleotide messenger RNA. RefSeq lists its product as hypothetical. The coding region runs from base 1 to 234 and encodes 77 amino acids. NCBI's taxonomy places the organism in Eukaryota, Metazoa, Platyhelminthes, Trematoda, Opisthorchiida, Opisthorchiidae. The record is from RefSeq and is a predicted model, not a curated record. The transcript has a single exon.